Messenger RNA from Penaeus monodon (black tiger shrimp), 1470 nucleotides. RefSeq lists its product as uncharacterized. NCBI's taxonomy places the organism in Eukaryota, Metazoa, Arthropoda, Malacostraca, Decapoda, Penaeidae. Bases 1 to 1395 code for a protein of 464 amino acids. The transcript is spliced from 3 exons. The record is from RefSeq and is a predicted model, not a curated record.
AUGCCGCGGUUAAGCAAGAUGACGAUAGUGGUGGUUCUUAGCUUGGCUGUCAACCUGUACUUGCUCUGCACGGUAGACAUAGAUGUCGAAACACUUCCGAAAUUCCGGGAAGCCCCGGAGAGCCGAUACAACGAAGAACAGUCGCCGUAUCUUCUACUCACAGGCCUAGAGUGGGACGAAAAUGAGCAAUCGUAUGUAAAUUCUCUUACAAUGCCCCCUGAAGAAAUUAUCAAGGUCAUGGAAAAAACGAGUAGAAAUCUCCCCAUCGCUUUUAUUGAACGCAAUCGGGAUAAGGUUUACCACAAACCAUUUGUCAAUUUUGGUUUGAUGAACAAGAAACGCCGGUCUUCAGUGAUGCCUCAUAUAGCUACAUUUGGAACAAGCGAUGGAACCUCCAUAAUGUACGUGACUUGGAGCCUUACCUUAUUACAUGCAGCGUUCCUAAGUUUCAUCGCCACCUCAUUCCACAAGCUGUCACCCUCGUCCAGUCCACAUGUGAUUUUGCUUCUAACAGCCAUGCGAGUCAUUUACAACCCUCCAGAAAACGAGACUCAGCAAGGAGAUUUUGCCGUUUGUGUCAAGGGAUUCGACUUUUAUUUCCAAGACAACACGAAGCGCCUCGUCGAGUGGCUCGAGCUUCUUUCCGCACUGGGAGCUCACAAAGUAUUUUAUUACAGCCUCGGUAUGAAUGCCAAAAUGGAGAAAAUGAUGAAGUACUACGAGGAUAAAGGCUUCGUCGAAGUUAUCCCGACAACUUUACCCGCCUCGCAGCCGAACAUUCCUGGUCUUUUCUUCAAAUACGUUUUUUCUAGAGACAAGUUCCAGCACGAAGUUAUACAGCUCAACGACUGCUACUACAGAAAUUUAUACCGAUAUAAAUAUACAGUCCAUCUUGACACCGAUGAAGUUAUCGUUCCCCGCUUCGCACUUACCUGGCAACACUUGAUGCAAACAGUAACGAAAAAGAGUGCCAAAGAUAACCUACCUUACGUGUCCUAUUGCGCCAGACAUACGUAUUAUAUGGAUCAUAUGCGUCCCUCCCAAGAAUGGCUAAAAGAUGUACCCUCUCACCUGCACAUGUUACAACAUGUUAUACGCUCUGCUAAUUACAGUGGAAUUAAAUAUAGCGUCAAGUGUUUCCAUAGCACAGCGGGUGGCCUACACUUGCACAACCAUUAUCCUUUGCUUGCCCUAGGCAAAACGUUUCCCUACGCUUACAAUAUCCCAACUCAUGACGCGCAGUUGAAUCAUUACCGCCAGAAUUGCCAUGAUUAUGUUAUGAACUGUUAUGAAACAUUCACACGGUAUACAGUUAUUGAUCCCGUUGUCUGGAAAUACAAAGAUAAACUUAUCACAGAAGUUAAUAAAACCUUCUCUUAUUUAGGCUACUGGUAAGACAUAUGGGAAAAUGUUUUUAAAAAAUACUAUUUUUGUUUGUUUACAUGAUUUGUCAGUAGGAUAGGCAAAAUA